Messenger RNA from Chlorella variabilis, 1979 nucleotides. RefSeq names its product expressed protein. Gene Ontology annotation, molecular function: DNA-binding transcription factor activity. The transcript has 8 exons. Gene Ontology annotation, biological process: regulation of DNA-templated transcription. Lineage: Eukaryota; Viridiplantae; Chlorophyta; Trebouxiophyceae; Chlorellales; Chlorellaceae. The record is from RefSeq and is a predicted model, not a curated record. The coding region runs from base 1 to 1539 and encodes 512 amino acids.
AUGAAGGUGAACGCGGGACAGACGGCGGGGAUGCAUGGGGCGAUGAUGCCGCCGCAGGCGGGAUCCAUGGGCGGCAUGCAGCUGGCCUACAUGCAAGCCGCGCAGCAGAUGGGGCAGCCAGGCAUGAUGCUGCCUGCCAUGCCAGCGGGCGGCGCGCUGCCUCAGAUGGUGAUGGCGCCGCAGCAGCAGGCGGGGUUGCCCGUGGCGGCGGCCGGGGCGCUGCCCAUGGGCAUGCUGGGCGGCGGCGGCGGCCUGCCAGACCCCUACGCCCCAGUGCCUCCAGCCACCAGCCCCACGCCCUUUGGCGCACCGGGCGGCGGCCCCAUGAUGGGCCUGGACCUGCAGCUCAACGGCGGCGGCUACGGCGGCGGCGGCGGCGCGCCCCCUGCCGCGCAGCUGUCUGGCGACGACAGCCAGGGCGGCGGCAGCCAGGGCGGCGACAGCAAGCACCGCAAGACGGCCAAGCAGCAGGAGGCCAACAAGAUAGCGCAGCAGCGGUACCGGGAGCGCAAGAAGCAGAAGUUUGUCGAGAUGGAGGCGCAGAUCUCGGUGCUGUCCAAGCAGCUGGCGGCGCUGCAGGCCCUGCAGAGCCGUAACCAGAUCCUGGAGGGGCUGAACGGCGAGCUGCAGACCCAGCUGAUGAGCAAGGAGAAGGAGGUCGAGCGGCUGAAGCUGGCGCUGGAUGUGUCGGCGGAGCGCAGCCUCAGCGGGCACAGCCACCCCUCCAGCCCCUCGGCAGACGGAGACCACGGCACCACCACCGCGCUGCGCGAGCACGGCGACGAGGCCAGCCACCCCACCACCAACGCAUGCGACCUGCUGCCCCAAGACAUGGCGGGCAUCGACUUCAAAAAGGGCUUUGCCGACCAGGUGGUGCGCCUGCGCGAGUUUGUGGAGCUGCACGGCGUGACGCAGGGCGCGGUGGCAGACCACGGGCUGACCCCGCAGCAGAUGCAGGAGCUGGGCAUGAUUGUGGCGCGCUCCUGCCAGCUGUGCCAGGCUGCGCUACGUGCCGAGGGCGUGCGCGUGAUUGAGCUGAUCAGCAAGGACCCAAGCUCCUUCUCAACAGUGGACAGCGCGACAGAGGCGGCUCGCUGGGCGCAGUGCCUGCACGUCAUGCACCUCGCCCCGGAGCAGCAGGAGGCCAUGUCGCUCAUGCUGCCGCACUCCAGCAAGAACCCGUCUGAGGACAACACGGUGGAGGGGCGCAUGCAGAACAUGAGCCAGGCGGGGUACCUGCACGUGGCCAAGUCGUCGGCGGAGCUGGGGGAUGUGCUGGACAAGAUCAAGGACAACCUGCGGCGGGAGCAGCGCGCAGUCAUGGACCUCAACUGCCAGCUCAUCUCCAAGAUCCUCACGCCACUCCAGGGUGCGCACUACAUGCUCAAGGCCUACCCGCAGCACUGCGACGCGCUGGCGCUCAGCAACACGCUGGCCAAGCACCUGGGGCGCGAGGAGUUCAGCGAGGGCGGCGCGGCGGCAGCAGCCGGCGCCGCAAAUCCCGGGAUAGCCUGCCAGGCAGACGGCGGCUGCUGCUGACGGCUUGCGAGUCGGCUGCGCCAGCAUGCGGCGUGGAAGGCUGGCCGCGCCGUGCAGGGCAUGGCCGCCAAGUGCAGCAGUGGGCAGCAAGCGGCUGCGCCGUGGCCGCCAGGCAGCUGGUGUUGCUGGUACGAGCAUAUGUCCCCCAAGAACCCAAGACAGUUGCUGAAUAAACAAGAAAGUGCUGCUGCUCGCUUUUCCGAACUGAGUGCCUCCACUCGUCUGUAUCUGCCUCUUCCAGUGUAUCUGCCUCGGCCACCAAGCAGGCAAUCCCCUGAUUGACUCCUUCAAAAUCCACUUCCACCUACCCUUCCUCUGUUGUCCCAGGUGAUUGGGCAACCAACUCCUGCACCUCCUUUUUGGCUGACUGAGCACCCCUUUCUUUCCCUGCAUUUAUCCCACCCCCCUUGCUCUCCACGUUGAAUUAAGCGUUGCCUAAG